AUGGGACCUGCACUUAAGGAAGCCAAACUCGAGGUCGGCGAACAUGAAUACAUGCCGGCAAGUUAUCACUUUGACGCUAAGGAAAUUGGGCUCGCCAGGCAGGCCGCCGAGGAAGAGCAUAAACUCGGUCUCGUUGAUGCUAUUCGCCGAUACCCUAAAGCUGCCCUAUGGUCUAUUCUUGUUUCGACUUCUAUCAUCAUGGAGGGAUAUGAUAUUGUUCUUAUUCAAUCCUUCUUUGCGCAACCUUCCUUCCGCCAGAAGUACGGACAAUAUAUCGAAAGUACAGGUUCUUUUCAGAUCACAGCAUCAUGGCAAAACGGACUCACCAACGCUGUGAGCGUGGGCACAAUCAUCGGGGCCUUUGCCAAUGGCUAUUUUACCCAUCAUUUUGGAUAUCGCAAGGUUCUCCUAGCAUCCCUCAUAGCUAUCUGCGCCUUCAUUUUCAUCUCGUUCUUCUCUCCUAGCCUCCCAGUGCUUCUGGUUGGCCAGUUCUUAUGCGGCAUACCGUGGGGAGUGUUCGCCACCAUGGCGCCGGCCUACGCCUCCGAGGUCUGCCCGAUGGCUCUCCGGGGGUAUCUCGCUAUCUACGUCAAUCUCUGCUGGGCUCUCGGCCAGCUAGUAUCAGCCGGGGUCCAAUCCGGAUUUUCCGGCAUCGAUGGGCAGUGGUCGUAUCGUAUCCCUUUCGCUAUUCAGUGGGCUUGGCCGCUUCCGCUCUUCAUCGUCCUAUGGUUCGCUCCUGAGUCUCCGUGGCACUACGUCAGGGCCGGAGACUACGAGCAAGCUGAAGAGGCAGCUGGUCUCCCCUCAUCCAUCUCAUUCCGAAUGUCUGUUGGCGGGUUAGGCAUCGCUUCUGUGGGCACGGUGGCGAGCUGGUUCCUCCUACAUCGCCUCGGCCGCCGCACCAUCUACCUUUGGGGGCUAGGGCUCUUGACCAUGAUCCUCCUAACGGUUGGCUUCAUCAGUAUAGGCGCUCCUAAUUCCGAAUCAGGGAACUACGCACAAGCCGGGAUGAUGCUAGUCUGGCUGGGUAUCUACUACCUCACAGUCGGCCCCAUCUGCUAUGCAAUCAUCUCUGAGGUUUCUUCGACCCGUCUGCGAAGUAAGAGUGUCUGUCUUAGCCGUAUUACGUACUAUAUCGCUCAGAUUAUCUGCAACAUCAUCAACCCGUAUAUGCUAAACCCUACGGCUGGAGACUGGAAAGGCAAGACCGAUUUACUUUUCUUACGCCGCGUCAAGGCAAAAGAUUUCAAGUCAGCAGAUAUGGAUGUUUUCGUUAGCUCUGAGAACCAGCUAGGUAAACUCUAG
This is a messenger RNA of Parascedosporium putredinis, 1305 nucleotides long. The record is from the annotation of a GenBank genome assembly. NCBI's taxonomy places the organism in Eukaryota, Fungi, Ascomycota, Sordariomycetes, Microascales, Microascaceae.